GGAGAUAAGGGAGAGCGCGGAGACCCCGCUGAGGGAACCAGAGGUAGACCCGGAAGACCCGGUGCUGAUGGAUAUGAAGGACUUCGAGGAGACAGAGGAGAGCCGGGAGAUGGAGGUCUUCCCGGACUCUAUGGGCUUAAGGGUGAAAAAGGAAAUGAAGGAAUUCAUGGUUUAACGGGUAUUCCUGGAAAACAGGGACUAUCGGGACAGCCGGGCCGACCCGGACACGACGGAUUGCCAGGUUUUCCGGGUAUUUGUUUUACAAAUAAGUUACGCAACAAUUUAUUUGACAAUUUCUAUGCAUUCAUUGCAGGCGUUAAGGGAGACAGAAGUGAACCACAUCUGGAAGGAGUGAGGGGUCAAAGAGGAACACCGGGAAGACCGGGAAUCCCUGGAUUACCAGGAAUCAAAGGAGACGAUGGGUUCGCCGGUUGGCCGGGAAGAGAUGGUCUCCCGGGACCUAAAGGACCUCCCGGUGUGUCUGGUAUUCAAGGUUUGCCGGGUUUGAGCGGUCGGUCCAGUGCUAAGGGCGCUAAAGGAGAGCGCGGAGAUCAAGGCUUAAGAGGAAUCGAUGGCUAUGAGGGUUCGCCAGGUCUGGUAGGACUUCCCGGAUCUAAGGGACAAAUGGGAGAAAUAGGAAUCGCAUUAUUAGCACAACCCGGUUAUGACGGAGAACUGGGACAAAAAGGUAAUCCCGGUCUCCCCGGCCUUCCGGGUCUGAAAGGCCUGAUGGGAGAGAUGGGAAUACCAGGACUUUCGGGUGAAACGGGUGAAAGUGGUGACAAUGGUUUGCACGGAAUCAAUGGAUUGGACGGUCGGCCCGGGUUUAGAGGAGAUAAUGGAUUGACUGGUUUACCCGGUAUUACAUUUAACUGGAAAGAUGUUUGCAAUCAU
Molecule: messenger RNA, 894 nt
Organism: Medioppia subpectinata
Lineage: Eukaryota; Metazoa; Arthropoda; Arachnida; Sarcoptiformes; Oppiidae
Source: the annotation of a GenBank genome assembly